Messenger RNA from Drosophila mojavensis, 1469 nucleotides. RefSeq names its product transcription initiation factor TFIID subunit 6 (gene mia). Gene Ontology annotation, biological process: transcription initiation at RNA polymerase II promoter; RNA polymerase II preinitiation complex assembly. Gene Ontology annotation, cellular component: SLIK (SAGA-like) complex; transcription factor TFIID complex; SAGA complex. The record is from RefSeq and is a predicted model, not a curated record. Lineage: Eukaryota; Metazoa; Arthropoda; Insecta; Diptera; Drosophilidae. The transcript has 3 exons. Gene Ontology annotation, molecular function: RNA polymerase II general transcription initiation factor activity; transcription coactivator activity. The coding region runs from base 126 to 1448 and encodes 440 amino acids.
AAUGCGAAUUCUUUGACAGCUGUCAAAAUUGUUUUGACAUUCAUGUCAUAUAAUCUCGACGAAUACCUUGAUUUAAUCAUUCAUUAAUUCACUCUACUCCAUCUCGUGCGUUUGCAAGCUCCAAAAUGAAUCAUAUUUCAAUUAUGCUGAAAUCGGUGAACGAUGACUGGAAGCGCAUUCAUACUUCAACACUUUCCAGGAUGUCGUUGCAAAGUAUAGCGAGGGCGUCCAUAGGUGAGACAUUGACUGGAAGACUGAUUCAGGCUGUGGCUCAAAAUGUGCGCAAGGAUAUUAGCCAAAUAGUAGCCGAAGCUGCGAAAUACGCUCGCCGUACACGUUCUUCGAAAAUUACAAUAGAUCACUUGCUGUUUGCUCUGGAGGAACACAACAUUAGUUUGGAUCUUCUACAUGUAAAUUACGCGAGCCCAGAUCCGAUUGAGACAGAUAAACCCAUCUCUAAGCCACCAAUUAAAAAAUCAUCACUUGAUCGGGCGUCUCGAAAAGAUGCAAAAAGACGAAAAAGGGAACGCGAAGCGCCGUUCGAACCGUACGACAGUAAUGCACCAUUAGAAGAGCGCAACCGCUGGCUGAAGCGCGAGCAAGUACUGCUCAUGUCAAACAAAAGAUUUCCCUUAUCCAAGGAGCAGCAAGAGUUCUUUCUGGUAAUCACGGAGGCGUGCAUGGGUAACUCCGAGUUUGCACGCCGAGAGGCGCUGCACAGUCUAAGGACCGAUUCGUCACUGCAGCCAAUGCUCUACAGAUUGAGUCUGUUUAUUGGCGAGGCGGUCAAGGUGAAUGUGGCACAGAAGAACUUUGCUCUGCUGAUAUAUUUGAUGCGCAUGGUGCAAAAUGUGCUGUUUAAUCCACAUUUACAGCUACACAACUAUCUCCACCUUUUAGUACCAUCUGUACUCUCCUGUGCUGUGUCUCGGCAAAUCUGCGCCUUUCCGACGGUUCAGAAUCAUUGCGCGGCGCGCGAAUAUGCUACCAACAUUAUGGCCGACUUUAUUAGGGCUUAUGGCUACCCCGGAAAUGAUAUUCUGCCAAGAGUUAUUAGCGUAUAUAAGAACGGGCUUAAGUCUUCCAUAUUAAUGACUAUUUAUGGUUCCCUCGUUGGAUUAAGCAAAAUGGGCAGGUAUGCAAUACGUGACUGCGUUAUACCAGAAAUUCGAUCUUUAUCGGAAGGAAUCCAACCGUAUUUGAUCAAGAUUGACAAUGAUAAUGCGGAAUAUAAAACUGCGGUAUAUAUACGGCACAGACUUUUGAAAAUGACCGCUCCAAUUCUUAAAACCAUACAUGAUACAUCCGAAGACAUUGUUGAGUACACAAAACGAUAUGGGCUUUUAGGAUAUUCAUUGUAUGAUGCCGUUAAAUUGGACCGCUUUGUGGAUAAUCUCAUCGAGGAGAUCGAAGAAGAAAAUAUAGCACAAAUAAAUGCAGAAAUAUAAUUUUUUUUUUUUUUUUUUUUU